GUCGUGGGCUAAGAUACGAUCACCAGUCACCUGGCUCGAUGCUAACGAGCUCAAAUGGAAUGAUUAUACUAGACGGAGAAGUCGAUCACCCUCUAGCACACCCCAGACAGGUACUAAAUGUCAUCAAGGGGAACGAUUUCCUCCAUUGCCAAUAGAAGUGGUCUGGGACGAGCCCUUGCAGUCAGAGCGGCAAAGGAUGAGGUGUGUGAUAAUCCGAUCGAGUGAUCGUCAUGGCCGUGGGGAUCUCGGCCUCAUCGGAGGCAUCGAAGGCGUCGAUGAGUGUUUAUCCGGGAUAUAUUACAAUAAGAUGAGCCGAAAUACUCUGGGAGUCUGCCACCAAGCGUGUCGGCCAAAGUAUGAGAAACUAACCGACCCGAUUUCCAGCGACCAUUCGUGGCGCAUAUUCACCAUUCACCAUUCAUCCUGGCGAGGUGCUGGCUUCCGACGCGUUUCUCAAGCUCACUUUUGACGUUCUGAUUCAGCUAGGCUCAGACU
Messenger RNA from Colletotrichum phormii, 495 nucleotides. RefSeq lists its product as uncharacterized. NCBI's taxonomy places the organism in Eukaryota, Fungi, Ascomycota, Sordariomycetes, Glomerellales, Glomerellaceae. The coding region runs from base 197 to 469 and encodes 90 amino acids. The record is from RefSeq and is a predicted model, not a curated record. The transcript is spliced from 2 exons.